AGUUAGCGAGCCUUGGUCAUGCCGCCUGCUCAGAUCUCUAUAUCCACGAAUACAGAACAUCACGUUCGUGCCGCCCAUAUACUCUCAGAGAGGUCAGCGUGUCUUCACCGCUUAGAAUGGGUCUAACUUCAGUCGAAAUGAUGCCAAAACAACUCAUAGUCUCCGCGAGCUUGGAUACGACCAUGCCUACAUCGGUGGUUUUGCGUGGUCUCUCCUCGGUAGCCGGCGAGCAACUCAGAUACUUCGCUCUCCCGCUUCCUCUUAUGCAAUAUAAGCGAAUAUUUACUUGCUCAUUCUGACCUAGCACGAUAUCGACAUUCUUAUUCAGCCACUGCCUGGACAACCUCCUCUGCUAGCUUUGCGGGAUGACUUGAUGGAGCGCAGUCCUCAUUUCGCCAAAGCAAACAUCAAGUUCUAUUUCGUGCAGCAACCCGAUGAAAUGCUCGAUGGAACGGAGAAUGUCAUGCGAGGCAUCAACAAUGUCCUGAUCGAAACUCUUAUGGCCGGGCGUAUGGGCCUCCCCGCUGUCGCGAGCCCUACGCAUCAAGUCGAGCAUACGGAAUACAGAAUCCCCAUCCUUCACCCUUCCAUCCUCAUCCUUACGAAGCUCAAACGCUGGACCGUGAAUCGCACCUCGAGUUGGCCAAAGGCAAAGGCAAAGCGCGAUACCGACUGGGCAGAUAUCAAAUAUCUCAUCGCCUGGCUCUCCGAUAAGGCUCACAAGAUCGAGUUCAACAAGUAUGAGGGAAAAGGUCGUGGGGACCUCCUUGUAAUGGUGCGGCAAGUCCACCAUGAGUUGAUCGAGGAGGAGGAUGAGGAGCUACUCGUGAAGUUGGAAGAGGUCAUGCAUCCUGUGGACUGGGAGGAUAUGAGCAUCAUCGUCUUGGCUCCGACAGUGGAAGACCCAACACCGAUAGUGAUAGUCACCACACCGUCAGUGGACGUCCCUACACCGACAACGAACGUCCCCACACCGUCAAUGGAUGUCCCAACAUCGCCAGUGGACGCCCCCAUAUCGACAGUGGUCGUGGACGUCCCAACACCAACAGUGGACGUCCCCACACCGACAGCGGACGUCUCCACAUCGACAGUGGAAAACCCCACACCGACAGUGGACGUCCCCACACCGGCAGUGGACGCUCUCACGUCGAAAGUAGAUGGCCCCACACCGACAGUAGAUGGCCCAACGCCGACGCCAGAAGAAGGGAUGACAGGGUAGUCUGGUCUCAUGUGCUCAUUGAAUUUGGAUUUGGGUCUAAUUGAUACUGCAUGGGUAUCGUCUGGGCGAUGAUGAUCGAGGAAAAGUGUCGCAUGCGAGGAACUAGUGUUGAUAUCGAGUAUCAGCGUCCCACAGUUUUGUACCAGCUCUGCUCUAGUUUUAUUUGUUGUCCUACAGUUUUCUACAACCCUUUUCCGUCUAUUCUGCUUUGUAGUCUGCAAAAAUCUAGCUCACGCAGUACAAG
Molecule: messenger RNA, 1463 nt
Organism: Stereum hirsutum FP-91666 SS1
Lineage: Eukaryota; Fungi; Basidiomycota; Agaricomycetes; Russulales; Stereaceae
Exons: 3
Coding region: 374-1219 (281 amino acids)
Source: RefSeq, a predicted model, not a curated record